Molecule: messenger RNA, 6166 nt
Organism: Musca domestica (house fly)
Lineage: Eukaryota; Metazoa; Arthropoda; Insecta; Diptera; Muscidae
Product: fat-body protein 1
Exons: 8
Coding region: 91-6051 (1986 amino acids)
Source: RefSeq, a predicted model, not a curated record
UGUAGUCACUUCAAGUGUUUCCAGCGUUUGAGAGUGGUGGGCCCCUGAACAACAACAGCAGCAGCAAUAACAUCGAAACCCAAAAAAAGUAUGAGGAAUAUUUUCAUUAUUUUGUCCAUAGCCGGACUGGCGGCAUGUGGCGUCAUUUUGGAUCGUCCGCAACUAAAUCUUAAUGUUCUUCAAGGAACACAAAAUGGUGUCGGCCGUCUUUAUACCAUGACCCGAGAUGAAUUGCUACGCCAAAAAUUCAUUCUUGAUAUCCUCCGCCAGGUUGAGUUGCCUUUGCAAGAUCGAGUCCUUUUGGAAAUGGAUGUGCAAGAUGUCACCAAUGAAAAUAUUUAUACGGGGCCCUUGGACGAUGACAUGCGAAUGGUUUUAGAUUUGAUGCGCAACAAUCGCAUGCUCGGUCGCAAUGACAUGUGUUCCAUGACCAAUGAGUUGCAUUUGCGUCAGUUGUUGGGUCUGUAUCGUCUAUUGGUACGCGUUUGUGAUUUCCAUAUGCUGCAACGUGUGGCUGUCUAUGCCCGCCGAAACAUCAAUCCUGUGCUGUUUGUCAAUGCCCUAACAUUGGCCCUGCAAGAUCGUAGCGAUACCGAAAUGCUCAUUGUUCCCGCGAUAUAUGAAAUUUUACCCCGUAACUAUCUCGACGAUACAGUGAUACGUAGUGUGGAACAAAUUGCCAGAGAUACGACUGGAGUGGUGAAUAGAAAUGUUGCCUCGACGCGUCCCAGUAUUUUGGAUCUAAUCGAUAUGCGACGAAAUGCCAACCUGAAUUUGAAUCCCGUUGUUGGUCUCGGCAUUGUUGACAAGUCUCAGUUAUGGAUGCCAUGGCGUAAUCUCCAUCAACAAUUGGCCAUGCAGAAGACAAUGGGUGGUCGUGUAAUCAUGGUCGAUCAAAAUAGCCAGGAUAUGUCGUUGCGUGUCAUUCCCAUGGGUACCGGUAGAGGACUGUUGGCCGAAGAUGUUGGUCUGCGGGCAUUCCUUAAUAUUUUGAUCGAUGAAUUGGUUGUGGAACAAGGCGAUACCAUGAAGAAUGUGGAUCGUGAUGUGUUGCGUGGCAGAAAUAUUGACCAAGAUGUUUGGACAAUGGGUCGUGAACGAAAUGUAAUGGAUCGCAUGGACUCGAUGAGACGAGGAAAUGAUGACAAUAUGUGGCGCAUGCAGCGGGAGAGAAAUAUUGUGAAUCGUAUGGAUACACUGAGACGUGAUAUGGAUGAGGAUCGUGAUAUGAAUUUGGGAACACGCCGCGACAACAUUUUGCGCAGAAACGAAGAUAUCCAAAAUAGACGUUUGACCGAUAUUGAUGAUGAUACGGAACUUCUCCGAAUGGAUCGUGAACGUACCACCCAACAUAUGGGUAGCACAAAACUUAACAUGCUUAAUGGUAAAGUGGCUAAUAAUCGCCUAUGGAAUCGUAAUAUGGAUACAGUUUCCAAUGUCAAUCGAAUGCGAACUAUGGGAAUUAAUAGAAAUCUCGGAAUGGAUGAUGACCUGCGCAUGAAUCGGAACCUUGGAAUGGAGAGAAAUUUGGACAGAGAUAUGGGAAUGAAUCGAAACCUUGGAAUGGAUAGAAAUAUGGGAUGGAAUAUGAAUGGAAACCUCGGAAUGGACAGAGGCAUGGGAAUGAACUGGAACCUUGACAUAAAUAGAGAUCGCCGAAUGGGAAAUGAUAUCGAAAUGGACAGAGAUAUUCGAAUGAAUAGAAAUCUAGGAAUUGAUGACGAUCUUCGCAUGAACAGGAACCUUGGAAUGGAUAGGAACAUGGGAAUGAAUAGAAAUCUUGAUAUGGAUCGCGAUGUUCGUAUGAAUAGAAAUGUGGGAAUUGACAGAACUAUGGAAAUGAAUAGAAAUAUGCGAAUGGAUAGAGACGACAACAUGAUGACGAUGACUGGUGGGAAGGAUCGUUGGCAAAGUAUUAUGAAUCGUAGAAAUCUGAAUGACGACGACGACAACUCAAUGGAUAAUGAUCGUAUGAUGCAUUACGGUGGCCGCAGAUUGGGUUUACUCAAUGGCAAAUCGCGUAACAUGGAUCUUAACGAUGUUCUGCAAGGUGAUAGGACCGAUGAGCUGAGACGUGUUCCCCGCAGCAUCAAUCGCAUGAUGGUGGGCGUUGGUGAGAGAAGACAACGUAUGGGCCAAUUGAUUUUGCAUAAUUUGCAACAGCUGGUGGCACGUCUGAAUAUUGAACAAAUUGCCCUUCAAAACGGUGUCACAAAUACGGAUUCCAUGAAUCGUUUGGGCCGUGUUGGUCUCAUGAGGGACACCAUCAAUGGAGACAUAAGGGGUAAUAUGCAAUCCGUGAAUGGCCGGGGCAUUUUGGACAAUGAAAUGUCCAUGAUGAAUCGAGUGACCAAGGAUAGCAGCAACAUUGUGGAUGUUAUGCGCGGAAUGGGACGAAUGAAUCGCAUGGUCAACAUAGACCUCAAUAGAAAUCUUAACCAAGGUAGCCGCGGUGUGGGUCGUUUAGAUAAUUUGGAUUUGAAAAUGUUGGAAGACAGUCGUCUAGAUGAACGUACACGGGAUAUUGUGAGGGGAAAAAUGCAAGAGAUUACCAAUCGCCUUGAAAUGACGCUGGAACAAACCAUCACCCAUUUGGAUCAAAGACAACAGCAUUAUAACAACUUGGGACUGGAUGAUCAAAUUAUUAUCGAGGAAAUCGAUCGCCUGGUUUUAAAUGAAAUCCUACAGGAAAUUGUUAAUCUUUCCGAGCUUGUUGAGGGCGGUCAAAUUUCCAAUAUUUUGGAGACUCCCAUAAGCCAAGUGCUUUUGCGUCACACCAUUAACACCAUUGAACGUCAAAUACAACAGCUUCGCAGGCCACGUAAUUUAAAUGAGGUUGUUCUCGAUGGCGUCACCGUUAACAAUGUAAAUGUUGGUGAUUUACGCACCUACAUGGAAGAGGUUGACGUUGAUCUCUCCAAUGUCCUGGACACAAUGUCGUCACAAAAAACAAUCAUUGGUCGCGUGCCACGCCUCAAUCACAAAUCUUUUGCCAUUAACCUGGAUGUAACCUCAAACCGUAAUCAACGGGUUGUUGUGCGCACCCUGCUCGUUCCCAAGGUAGAUGUUAUGGGCCGUCAGAUGAUCACCGAAGAACAACGCCAAAAUACCCUGCUAUUGGACAUUGUAAAUGUGGACUUGAUCCAGGGACGCAAUGUAAUCAAACGCAAAUCCCGUGACAUAACCUGGACGGGACGUGAUGUCACCACCUAUUCUGAGCUUUAUGAACGCGUCAUGCGUGCCAUGCAAGGCAACGUCGACUUGACCUUGAAACCUUUGAUGGGCCAAACUACGCUACUGCCUCAUCGCCUGUUGUUGCCCCGUGGCCGUGUUGAAGGUCUUCCCAUGCAAUUAUUGAUUGUCAUUACACCAGCCGAUGACACCAUGCCAGCGAGAAUGUUGACUGAAGGCCAACAAGUUGUGAACACCCGUUUGGGUCUCAACUCACUGCUCUUGGAUAAUCUACCCUUGACAUAUCCCAUGGAUCGUAAUAUGGGUGAUAUCCGGGAGUUGUUAAACCUACCCAAUAUCGGUGGCCAAGAUAUUCUCAUCUAUCAUGAGGAUAAAGUGAAUCGUCUACGACAAUACAUUACAACAAGUAGAGCUUUUGUAUUAAUCCUCGACACCAUGCGGAAUAUCCUUAUACUUCUGUGCCUGGCAGGACUUGCAGCCUGUGGUAGUAUUCUAACAGAUCGCCAGCGCUUGAAUGUCGUCAAUACGGGACAAAAUUGGCGGAAUGAUAUUGGUAUUGGCCGCCUUUAUGCAAUGACCAGAGAUGAGCUGCUCUUGCAAAAAUUCAUUUUGGAUGUCCUCAGGGAUGUGGAACAGCCAUUGCGUGAUGAAAACCUCCUUUCGCUCAGGGUUGAGGGAAUUGCCGACAGAAAUAAUUACAUUGAGCCCCUGGACUCGGAUAUGCUACUUGUGCUCGACUUAAUACGCUCCAAUCGUGUGCUGGGCCGCAAUGACGUGUACUCCUUGACCGACGAAGUAAUAGUACGCCAACAAUUCGGCCUCCAUCGUCUGCUGGUCCGCUGCCGUGACAUUCAAACUUUACAACGUCUUGUGAUUUAUGCGCGUCAAAACGUAAAUCCAAUACUCUUUGUAAAUUCCUUGAUAUCGGCUCUGCAAGAUCGUCUUGAUACCCAGCAACUGAUCAUACCUGCCAUUUAUGAGAUUUUACCCAAGACAUAUAAUGUGGAGGGAAAUAUUCGUAUGGGAGAGACUUUGAGACGUCCUGUAGGUGGUGUUGGAAGAAAUCAAAAUGUCAACUCUUUGCGUCAACGUCUGCUCGAUGUGACCACAACAAGUGAUGAAGUUCUAUUGUCCGAUGAUUUAGAUGUCCGUUCGGUACUGGAUGUUUUAAUCGGUCAGCUAAUUGUGGAACAGGGAAAACAACGAAAUUCUAUUGGAAAUGAAAAUCUAGUGUCGAGAAGGAGAGAAGAUAUUUAUGGCAAUAAUCGGAAUCGCCUCGGCUCCAGGGAUAAUUUACUUGACAACCAAUCACCAUUGCUUGAUGUUAAUACCCGCAACAUUGGCGAUCAUCAGGGACUAAGAAAUAAUUUAAAUCGAGUUGACUCAAAUAUUGGUGAUUUGCUAAGACAACGCUCCACUCAAAACCUCGAUGAUCGUAGAAGCAUUAAUCAAUUCAAUAUUGGUGAUUUGCAAAGACAACGCUCCACGCAAAACCUCGAUGAAGGUAGACGCCUUAAUCAAGUUUUACCCCUCUCCCUAAUAAACGAUGGACGCCCCUUGGAUGUGGGCAAUACAUUAUCGCUACUCAAAAGGCGACUCGUUGAAAGUGAAGAAAAUACCAAUACCCAUCAACGUCUUCCACGCAGCGUUCUAGAACAAAAUAUAUUAAACACCAGACAAAUUCAAAUUAGCCAACUACUUUUGCAUCAGCUGCAACAAUUGGUGGCACGCCUGAAUAUUGAACAAAUUUCCCUGCAAAACAUUGGAAAUUUGCAAAAUAUUCAAAAUCUUGAUACGAUAAUCAUUCAAGAUGAUCGUUUGGAUGAGCAAUCCAAAACGAUUUUGAGACAGCAAUUACAGGUCAUAAAUCAACGUUUGGAACAUACUCUACAACAAGUCAUACAACAUUUGCAACAGAAACAAAUUCACCAACAACAAAGGGGUCUGGAUAAUCAACGUAUUCUGCAGGAGAUUAACCAACUUAUUUUAAAUGAAAUUUUACACGAAGUCAUCUCUCUAUCCCACUACAGCCAAGAUGGGCCCGUAUCGAAUAUUUUGGAAAAUCCCAUUACCGAAAUUUUAUUACGCCAAAUCGUCAUCACCCUUGAUGGACAAAUUCAAAAGCUAUUGGAUAAACGUAAUGUGGAUGAUAUUCUCUAUAAUGAUGUUAGUAUAAAUAAUCUGCGAGUUGAUGAGCUAAAGACCAUUGUGGAAGAGGUGAGAAUUGGCAAGCAAUCAGGCCGCUUGUUGCAGCUCAAUCACAAACCAUUUAGCCUCACUUUGGAUGUGAACUCAAAACGUCCACAAGAUGUUGUCAUACGCACUCUUUUGGUGCCCAAAGUCGAUGCCCUGGGUAAUCAACUGUCAUUGGAGAAACAACGCUUAAACACCAUACUCUUGGAUAUAGCCCAAGUUAAAUUAAACACUGGACGUAAUGUAUUGCAGCGUAAUUCCCGUAGCAUAGUAUCCGUCGACCAGGGUAAUGUAACCCCUCUUUUGAAAAUCUACCAACGUGUUAUGGGUGUUCUGCAGGGAAACAAUGAUUUGGCCAUUGAACCAAUCGUGGGACAAACAAUUCUACUGCCACAACAUCUUCUCUUGCCACGUGGCCGUGUAAAUGGUCUUCCCAUCCAACUGUUGGUUGUUAUCACCCCUGUAAACGACAACAAUCAAAUCAAUGUAAAUCGGGAAGUAGAUUCCACCUUAGGAGGUUUGGAGUCUUUAUUGUUGGAUAAUCUACCAUUAAUCUAUCCCUUGGAUCGCGAUAUCAUAAACAUUCGCAAAAUAACUAAUCUCCCAAAUGUUCUCAUAAAAGAUUUGCUCAUCUAUCAUGACGAUCAGGUUAGACGAAACAAUUGAAUUGGGAUAAAACAAUUUCUUAUGGAACAAAAUUGGCCAAAUGAUAAAAAGGACGAAAUACUAACUUUAAGAUUCAUUAAUAUUAAGUAAAAUUAAAAAAAAAAAAAAAACUGUA